Myzus persicae (green peach aphid) is the source of this 2416-nucleotide messenger RNA. RefSeq lists its product as uncharacterized. The record is from RefSeq and is a predicted model, not a curated record. The transcript is spliced from 4 exons. The coding region runs from base 580 to 2226 and encodes 548 amino acids. Lineage: Eukaryota; Metazoa; Arthropoda; Insecta; Hemiptera; Aphididae.
AUUUGAGUUAAGUUGCAUCUUUGAUCAACGAUGACGAAACUUUACGGACGGCGGUCUACCAUCAGCUGUUCGACCCGUACGUGCAUUGCAUGAUGGAUUAAUCCGUAAUACAUAAUAAGUUUCGUCUGCACAAGCGCGGUGCGCCACCGUCCUCGCUCGCUCGUCAGCCAUCAGUUGCUUCACUGGAUACCUACGAUAACGAUGUUUGCUGCGCUGCGUCGGUCCGCGAUUUGAAAACCCAUAAAAAAUACGUCGAUUAUCGACUGCGCAAGAACCAGAACUUAUAUUAUGCAUUGUUGGACGUGAUGUGACCUGUUUCAAACGUCCAAUUUUCAAGCACCGUUUUGUCGCGGUCUUACGAUCAACAACCAGCAGAAUAACAGACGUGGAGGAAUAUCUAUUUGGUACAAAAAUGUCCUUAUGUAUCAUUGAUUAGCCAGAUAAUACGAUAUUGGAAAAUAUUUGAAAGGUUAAUUUUAAUACUUUUGAGUAUUUUAUACAUUCAAUGCCUGAGAAUUGAAAAAAAAUAAAUCAGCGGUGAACAUUUAACUGCAGUACUACACCCAAAUAUCAUUCGACAUGUCUCAUACUCAAAAUUCUAUCAAUAACAGUCAACAUUUUGUAAACUGCAAUGUUGAAUCAAAUUCACCAAAACUAGUCCAAAACAGUCAAGAAAGGCAAAAUAGUCUUUCAGCUACUAAUCAAUAUGCUCUUGACGUUACUGACAAAACUGCUUAUUCGACCCGAUCAUCUAGACAAAGCAAUGUUACUAGAUCUAGUAGACAGAACAAUACAACUGGAUCUAAUAUACCUAAUAUGCACCGAUUUGACAUUGGCGAAUCUAGUUCACAGAGAAAUAAUAUUGAUUCUAGCUCAUGUAUGUCACACCAUUUACAAAGAACUUUAUCUGAAUUAACAACUGAAGCAUGGGGUAAAUAUAGAACUAGAUAUCCCACUACUUCUAGUAAUCAUUUAAAAAAAACACAUUCGAACUUAAUAGAAUACUCCCAGGCGUGUCCACGCUGGUAUCGUAUAGUGUCAAUUGAUGUCAAUGCAGCGGAAUCAAAUGAAUCAUUCACCUCUCCACAACCUCAAAAAGUUCAACGUACAGAAAAUGGUCGUCGCAAUACUGCAGGUGUAACUAAUUCUCAAUCUGACGUAGAGUGGUAUCGUAAAGUGAAUCGUGACGUUAUUGAAUCACAGAAAUGGGUCUCAUCACCGCGAUCCGAAAGAUUGGAGCGUAGAAGUGAAAGUCAACAUCCAACACUACCUUCGUCGUCUUUUCAAGCUCAUUCCAACAAAUCUCGUUCAGUGAUUGCAGUAGAUAAUAUCCAUCGUACUAGUUCACAAACUGAACCGAUUUCCUCAAAUACUCAGUCUAAUGAGAGUGAAAGAUACCAAUCUGACAACAUCAUUCCUCCAGCUUUACAUUGUCAACUUCAAAACUCAAACAGUAAUCAGUCACCAGCUGUAUCAAUUUUUUCAAAUUCUGAACGUGGUGCUGCUCAAGAUACGACAUUUGUUCCUUCUCCAAAUGUGACUAAUAUUUCAAAUCGUGCACAAGUUUUGAUAGAUCUUGAUGAUAUUGCUACUAAUAAUGAAGAUCAACCUAAUUCCUCUUAUGAAGUCAACCGUAAUUCAGUAACCAAUGCAAUUGAAAUUAUUCCAACACAUCCUCCAACCAAUUCAUCAGAAAUCAAUGAACUGGAAACACUUGAAGUUAUUAUACGUUCGAGGAACAAUGCUGAUUAUACAUUUGUUAUCUCAAAUCCUGCUAUUAUCAGAAUGCAUAAGGUUUUGCAAAGACGUAUUUUGAGUUCAGACAGUACAAGAUCUUCUGCAAAUAAUUCAAUCUUGUAUCAACAAGUCAAUCACUAUAUGCGAGUCUUAAGAAACACCAUGUUAUCAACAGACUCAAAUUCUUCAAGUAUUUCAUCACUUAUGAGUGCAUCAGUUCCGCGGUCACUCACUAUUGAUCAAUCUUCUUAUCCUCUUCUCGAGAAUACAUCUGAAAUGCCACCAGUAAUUAUAAUUGAUCGCAUUCAAAAUGGUUGUGCCAUAAAAGAAUUAACAAACUGUGCUAUAUGUUUGGAAGAUGACAAUGGUAAUGUCUUAUUAGAGCCAUGUAAUCAUUACAAUAUGUGUGGGACUUGCAUGGAAAAAUUGACAAUAUGGAUUUGUCCAAUUUGUAGAAGUCAUAUCACAAAUAUAAUAGUUUAUGUUUAAGUAUGGUAUAUAUGUUAAUGUAUACACUAAACAUUCGGGUGGUCCUUAUUUUUUAACUGUAAAAUUUUUGAAUUCUCAUCCUCUUAUAUUCUCCACUACUAUAACCUCAUUACAUACCACAAAAGAGGUUACAAGGUUAACAAAUGUUGAAAAAGAUUUUUUUGCCAUUUAUUUAAAUAAUUUUAAAAAA